This is a messenger RNA of Rangifer tarandus platyrhynchus (Svalbard reindeer), 1431 nucleotides long. Lineage: Eukaryota; Metazoa; Chordata; Mammalia; Artiodactyla; Cervidae. The record is from the annotation of a GenBank genome assembly.
AUGGCAGUGCCCUUUGUGGAAGACUGGGACUUGGUGCAAACCCUGGGAGAAGGUGCCUAUGGAGAAGUUCAACUUGCUGUGAAUAGAAGAACUGAAGAAGCAGUUGCAGUGAAGAUUGUGGAUAUGAAACGUGCCAUAGACUGUCCAGAAAAUAUUAAGAAAGAGAUCUGUAUCAACAAAAUGUUAAAUCAUGAGAAUGUAGUGAAAUUUUAUGGUCACAGAAGAGAAGGCAAUAUCCAGUAUCUAUUUUUGGAGUACUGCAGUGGGGGAGAACUUUUUGAUAGAAUAGAGCCAGACAUAGGCAUGCCUGAACAAGAUGCUCAGAGGUUCUUCCAUCAACUUAUGGCAGGGGUGGUUUAUCUGCAUGGUAUUGGAAUAACUCACAGGGAUAUUAAACCAGAAAAUCUCCUAUUGGAUGAAAGGGAUAACCUCAAAAUCUCUGACUUUGGCUUGGCAACCGUGUUUCGGCAUAAUAAUCGGGAGCGUUUGUUGAACAAGAUGUGUGGUACUUUACCAUAUGUUGCUCCAGAACUUCUAAAGAGAAAAGAAUUUCAUGCAGAGCCAGUCGAUGUUUGGUCCUGUGGAAUAGUACUUACUGCAAUGUUGGCUGGAGAAUUGCCGUGGGACCAGCCUAGUGAUAGUUGUCAGGAAUAUUGUGAUUGGAAAGAAAAGAAAACAUACCUCAAUCCUUGGAAAAAAAUUGAUUCUGCUCCUCUAGCUCUGCUACAUAAAAUCUUAGUUGAGAACCCAUCAGUAAGGAUUACCAUCCCAGACAUCAAGAAAGAUAGAUGGUACAACAAACCACUCAAGAAAGGGGCAAAGAGGCCCCGGGCUACUUCUAGUGGUGUAUCAGAGUCUCCUGGUGGAUUCUCUAAACAUAUUCAAUCCAACUUGGACUUCUCUCCAGUAAACUGUGCUUCUAGUGAAGAAAGUGUGAAGUACUCCAGUUCUCAGCCAGAACCACGGACAGGCCUUUCCUUAUGGGACACCAGCCCUUCAUACAUUGACAAACUGGUACAAGGGAUCAGCUUUUCCCAGCCCACUUGUCCUGAUCACAUGCUUCUAAAUAGUCAGUUGCUUGGCACUCCAGGAUCCUCACAGAACCCCUGGCAGCGCUUAGUCAAAAGAAUGACGCGAUUUUUUACCAAACUGGAUGCAGACAAAUCUUAUCAAUGCCUGAAAGAGACUUGUGAGAAAUUGGGCUAUCAGUGGAAGAAAAGUUGUAUGAAUCAGGUUACUGUAUCAACAACUGAUAGAAGAAACAAUAAGCUGAUUUUCAAAGUGAAUCUGGUAGAAAUGGAUGAGAAGAUCUUAGUUGACUUCCGGCUUUCUAAGGGUGAUGGAUUGGAAUUCAAGAGACACUUCCUGAAGAUCAAGGGGAAACUGAGUGAUGUUGUGAGCAGCCAGAAGGUUUGGCUUCCUGUCACAUGA